Fusarium vanettenii 77-13-4 is the source of this 1203-nucleotide messenger RNA. RefSeq lists its product as uncharacterized. The coding region runs from base 1 to 1203 and encodes 400 amino acids. Gene Ontology annotation, molecular function: hydro-lyase activity. Lineage: Eukaryota; Fungi; Ascomycota; Sordariomycetes; Hypocreales; Nectriaceae. The transcript has 2 exons. The record is from RefSeq and is a predicted model, not a curated record.
AUGAGCAAGGAGUUCCACAAGGGCUCCUCGAAUCAUGAGCCACUUUCUUGUGUGGACAUGCACACCGUGGGAAUGCCGACAAGAAUCAUCUUGAGCGGCUACCCAGACAUCUCAGGCACGUUGCUUGAGCAGCGUACACGGGCAAAGCUGCAUCAUGACCACAUACGUACACGCUUGUUGCAGGAGCCUCGAGGGCAUUCGGGCAUGUAUGGGGCAGUGCUUCGACCAGAAACUGAACAUACGAGAUCAGGCGAAGCCCACAUGGGAGUUCUCUAUCUCCAUGGCGAAGGAUAUAGCAACAUGUGUGGACAUGCCACAAUAGCCAUUUGUCGGUUUCUUGUCGAUCUUCAAGACACAGUGUAUUUCCCAAGGCGGCAUGACCUCGUAUAUAACGCCGAAACGAGAAGUGUGCGACUAGUCUUGCAUACUCCGGGAGGGCUUGUGGAGAGCGACGUGCCGACAAGUCAGGAUGGUACUCGAUCAGAUCCGGCUCGUCCCGUGAGCUUCAUCGCUAUUCCGGCUUUCCCACUGGCAACUGACCUUUCGGUCGAUAUCCCAGAACCUUAUCGGUGGCCAGAACUUGGAGACCGCUCGAGUAUCACAUUUUCACUUGCUUGUGCGAGCGCCGUGAGCUGUCAUGUCGACGUAAGCGAACUAGGGUUCCCGUCCCUUAGGGAGGACAUCGACAUCAGUUGCCUCGAUUUCGCAACACGCCAGCUGAAGGCAGCACUGAACAACUCAGAGGUUGUCAAGUCACAAUUGGUGGCCCCAAAUCAUAACGAUGCUUGCGUUUUCGGGGUCAUGAUCGAGGACAAGAACACAGGGUCUCCAGCAGAAGGGACAAAUGGGGCCGAGACGGGCAUGUAUUUCUUUGGUGAUCAACAUCUGGACAGAUCACCUACGGGAAGUGUUGUAGCUGCACGGAAUGCCCUCAAGUAUGCCAGGGGAGAGCUCAAGAUUGGAGAGUCGUGGACAUAUCACUCCAUCUUGACCAACAGGCACGGCAGUGAAUACGGGUUUAUUGGGAAAACCGUCCGUCUGGUAGAAACUGAGGUUAUGGGACAGAACAUGAAGGGUGUCGUGGUUCAAGUUAGUGGUCACGCCUAUUAUUCCGGUAUAAAUACGUAUGUAAUCGAGAAAGAGGAUCUCGUCGGUCAGAAUGGGUUCCUCCUUGAGCAUCUGGAUAGAAAGGAUAGCAACUGA